AUGGCCCGGACUCGCGCUCUGCUCCCGCUCUUCAUCUGGCUCUCUGCCGUGGCAGCUGCACCCUCACCUUCCCCCACGGAGGACUGCUCCUCCGCCUUGCUCAGCCUGUCCGGCUGCCUCUCCUUCGUGGAGCAGGGUAGCAGCGAGGCCCGGCCACAGAAGCGAUGCUGCUCCGGGCUCAACGAGGUCGCCGGAGAACAGGAGAGCUGCCUCUGCGUGGCCUUCAGCCAGGGCGCCGCCAUGGGGUUCAGGAUCAACAUGACCAGGGCCCUGGCUCUCCCUUCUUACUGUGCCGUCUCCGUCCCUCCCCUCGCCGACUGUAAAGUUGCGCCUCUCGGUGGAGGUCCCGCCGGAGCUCCGUCUCCCUCCUUGGGAGCCGCCAUUGCACCGUCUCCGCUCGCCGGCCAGUCGUCUAACGCAGCAGCUGCAACAGUUAGCGUCGCAGCAUUGAAAAAGGGAAUGAACAGGCCCGGGCGUCCGUCGCCCCUCCUCGCCCAUUCCCAAAUCGGAAACCGAAGCCAGUGGCAGGAGCAGGAGGAAGAGCUCGAUUCCAGUCUGUUCGAUUCGGUUUCUCGGUCUUUAGGCGACGGAAAGUGUGUUGAAGAAGAUGAUGAGGUAGGGAUUGACGCUGUCGGAGGAUUCGCCCUCGCGGUGGUCGCCGCCGCGAACAAGGUCGCUCGCUUCCCCUAUCCGGCCACCGACUCCAUCGUCAGUUACCUUGGUUGCAAGAAAAUGUUCCGCCAGAUCAAACUCGGCCGCGGCGGCAGACCCAGUUCGUGGAUCCAGUCCAUCCCGGCAUCGUCUCCGACUCAGAUCAAGGAAGGGGCGGCGGCGUUGACGGCCUCUCAUGGAGGAGGAGGAGACUAUGAAAGAUGGCUGGAAUUGCAUCCGUCCGCAUUGGACAAUUUCGAGGAGGUGAUGAGCUCAUCCAAGGGGAAUCAGAUCGUGAUGUUCCUCGACUAUGAUGGCACCCUGUCUCUCAUCGUCGACGACCCUGACUGCGCCUUCAUGUCCGAUGAGAUGAGAGAGGCCGUGAGAGAUGUAGCGAGCCAUUUCCCAACUGCUAUCGUCAGCAGGAGGUGCAGAGAAAAGGCACGUUACUGCGCUCGCACAAGAAUUCUUGCAGUCAAGUUUCUUCCAUUGCCUUCAACAUUUGGUUCUGGUGCACGGUCCAUUCUAGAUCAGGUUUCCAGCUUUGUGAGGCUAUCAGAAUUGUACCACGCUGGUAGUCAUGGCAUGGACAUCAAAGGCCCCAUUCAUGGGCACAGGCACACAGAAGCCAAGGCAAAAUCUGUUCUUUUUCAGCCGGCCAGUGAAUUCCUUCCCAUGAUUGAUGAGGUCUACAAGAAAUUGGUGGAGACUACAAAGUGUCCCUGGAUCACGAGUGGAGAACAAUAAAUUUUGUCUCUCUGUUCACUUCCGAUGUGUCGAAGAGAAGAAAUGGAAUUUACUAUCUGACAAAGUCCGAUCUCUUCUGAGGGAGUAGCCCAAGCUGAGGCUUACUCGUGGAAGAAAGGUAAAACAUCUUAACCAUUAGAGCAUCUACAAUGAGAAUAUUUGGAGUGAAUAUUUUUCUUCAAAUAUUUCCCAAUCUCGAGUAUCACCCAUUGCAAGGGGAUAUUGGGGAAGGGAUUUGAAUUCAUAGGGCAUAGAGCUCUCUCUUUGUUUUUUUAAUAAAAAAAAUUAAAAGUAUAUAUUUAACGGUAGAAUUUAGAAUAUUUCAGAAUGAGAUAUUUCAAAGGUGAGCUCCAUGAAUAUUUAGUUUGUAAGAUAUUUGAUUGUGGUAUAUUUGAAGAGUGAGAUAUUUGAUUGAUGAUGUGUAUGUGAGGACCGUAAAUAUUUAAGAGAAAUAUUUAAUAUUACUAUGGAUGCUCUUAGCUUUCAACAUUUAUUCAACAACAUUUGGCU
Molecule: messenger RNA, 1908 nt
Organism: Zingiber officinale
Lineage: Eukaryota; Viridiplantae; Streptophyta; Magnoliopsida; Zingiberales; Zingiberaceae
Exons: 9
Coding region: 1-1398 (465 amino acids)
Biological process (GO): trehalose biosynthetic process; lipid transport
Molecular function (GO): lipid binding; trehalose-phosphatase activity
Source: RefSeq, a predicted model, not a curated record